CAGGGAAUUGCGCGUUUAUUUUGAUUCAAAUCUAUUGUACAUUUUGUUUACAUAUUUUUGAGAAACGACAAAUUAAAUUAUUCUACAGAUUAAUGAAGGUUUGUCUACAUCAUGAACACUCAAGAUAUAUAUAAAGAUAUAGUGAAAUGUAUACAGAGCGCCUGGGUGGAUGAGAUGGUGUUUGACUUUACCGUCAAGCUUCAAGAUAAAACUGUACAAUGUCAUCGAUUCAUGCUGGCGUCAUGUUCCGAUUUUUUCAAGGGACUCUUUCGAUCUGGGAUGAAGGAAAUCACGGACAAUUGCGUUGUCUUGAAAGGAGUGUCUUGUGACGUGUUUACGUUAAUUCUUAGAACAAUCUACACAGGUGAAAAUGUUUUGAACGUGGACAAUUUUAUCGACGUGUGGAGAGCUGUUGAUAUGCUGCAGAUCAACUUUAUGAUCAAUUUAUGUGAAACAUUCGCUAUUCAAUCACUUGCAAUAGACACUUGGGAAAACAUUUACAUGAAUGCUAAAAUCUUGGAUUCAAAAAAAGUUUUGAAUGAACUGCAUCUGUUCAUGUUAAAAAAUUUCGAAACAAUUUGUUUAUCAAGAACUUUUCUGCAAAUGCCUUUCAAGGAAAUUUAUGCUUUAAUAGAAAGUCAAGAUCUUGUAGUCAACAACGAAGAUUUAGUUCUGGAGUCUGUGAUGAAGUGGGUGGAGUAUGUACCUAAAAGGGACUUUGUUCAAAAUGAUGGCACAAGUAGGCCUUUACAUGAAGAUUCUAAACAAAAUAAAAGUAUGAAAAUUGACUCCGAACAUUUCAGAGAUUUUCUCGAUGUUUUUAUAGGUGAGGAUUCGGCUCGAAAAGAUAAACUGCCAGAACUGUUGAAGCAGGUCAGGACAUGUCUUGUAAGUCCUACUGUCCUAUCUCGGGUCCUUCAACUGGAACUGUUCGAAAAUUCGAGAGAUAUAAUUGACUAUGCCUUGAACUAUCAUGGCCAAGAAUUUAAACAUGGCCACUUGCCGUCUGCAGCCAUACAAAGAUCAUGUAGUGGAUAUACGUAUGGUGGGGUGAUUGCAUCGCGGGACGGGCGUGUUGCUUUUCUAGAUGAACAAGACGACAACAUUUUCAUCGUUGGCGACGGCAACUAUUUUCAGGAGAUUUUCCAGCUAGUCAGUUUUAAUGGCGAACUUUACGCAGUAGGCAAAUCUAAUGAACAAGUAGAUGAACUUUGUAGACUUUUUGUCUUUCGUGGUAACAAAUGGGAAUAUGUUGCGGACAUGCCAAGCCACAAUUUGUUUUUAGUCUCACGCGAUGAGUUUAUAUAUAUUUCUAAUAAAGAUGACCACAAGAUAUACAGAAUUAAUCCAAAGGAGGAUCUCAGAAAUGUAGACAAUUUUACCGAACUCCCAGCACCAUUGAAUAUUUCACAUACAAUGGGUUUUGAACACUUUUUGCUUGUUUUUGGCUCCGAAGCUGGUACCAGUAUUGACGAGACAGCUGUUUAUCAAUUGGACAUUUCGUCAAAAGUUUGGACUCGAUUAGACAACAUCGAAGGACCAGCAGAACAACUGAUUAGUUUCAGCACUGACAAAUACCAAUACAUUUUACAGACAAACGGUAGCAUUUCACUGGUAAUGAAUUCUUCUGAGAGGGAAAAAGUAGAAUUUAGGUAUCUUGUCAAGCUAUCGAAUGAAAAUAUACACAUACAUGGGGCGUUUACUUAUAAAAGUAAACUAAAAUUUUUGGGAAACUUCCAGCCAAAUGUCUUGUGUAGAGCGAUUCUCCAACGUGACGGUCUACCGGACCUGGAAACAUUUAGAAGCUGGGUUAUUACUGAUAUUGAUUUGUGUAAUCUUGUUCCAAUCAGCCUUCCGACCAAUUACUUAGACGUCAUCAACAAAAAUAGUUCAAAACGAAACAUUUGCAAUAACAGAAAUCCUCGUAUCUGA
Physella acuta is the source of this 1932-nucleotide messenger RNA. RefSeq names its product kelch-like protein 9. NCBI's taxonomy places the organism in Eukaryota, Metazoa, Mollusca, Gastropoda, Physidae. Gene Ontology annotation, molecular function: protein binding. The record is from RefSeq and is a predicted model, not a curated record.